This is a messenger RNA of Aphanomyces invadans, 2191 nucleotides long. RefSeq lists its product as hypothetical. Lineage: Eukaryota; Oomycota; Saprolegniomycetes; Saprolegniales; Verrucalvaceae. Bases 198 to 1379 code for a protein of 393 amino acids. The record is from RefSeq and is a predicted model, not a curated record. The transcript is spliced from 11 exons. Gene Ontology annotation, biological process: mitotic spindle organization; microtubule-based movement. Gene Ontology annotation, molecular function: microtubule motor activity; ATP binding; microtubule binding.
GUUGCACACCCAUCGAUCUUCGCAUCGCGCGUGAGGGCAUCGUGGCCGAGACAUGAAGAGCAAGAUCCGCGUGGUGGUCCGAGUGCGGCCACAGCUGCCAGCCGAGAAGACGCAUUCGUGUGAGACGUUGCAGCUCGGCAACCAUACUGUCCGCCUUGGCGUGACCGACUCGUCGCAGAAGGAGUUUCGAUUCGACCAUGUGCUGGGACCAUCGGCGACGCAGAAAGAGGUGUACGACACCGCGGGCGUCGCGCAGUCCAUUGCAAGUGUCUUGGAAGGCUAUCAUGCCACAUUGUUUGCGUAUGGGCAAACCGGGUCGGGAAAGACUUACACGAUGGAAGGUUUUGAAUACGAGGUGCCGUCGUCAUCCGUCCCUAGAUAUGCCAUCUCAUGCACCGAGGGGGGAGCAGAGGAUAGCGAGUAAGGCAUCCGAGCGUGCCUCCACGAAAGCCAAGAUCGACGUGGCGUCCGACCGACUUGGGAUUGUCCCACGAGUGAUCCUCGAACUCUUCGAUGCUCUCAAGACGGCAGCGGUCAUCAAAAACAAGGCAUACCGUGUCAAAAGCUCGUUUGUGCAAAUCUACAACGAACAGAUUCUCGAUCUGUUCAACCCAUCAUCCAAGCAGUCCGUCCGCAGUCGCCGUUGCGACAGUGCAUUUCUCACAAACGAGCGCGGUCGUUUUAGGUGCCUUAAGCUGCGGUGGGCGGCGGACCAGGAAUUUUUCGUCGAGGAUUUGACCAUGGUCGACAGCGCCAGCGGCGAAGAGAUGCUGCUCAAGUUCACGGAAGGUGUCAAAGAUAAAAUCAUGGCCACGACCAACAUGAACGCUGCGUCGUCUCGGUCCCAUUGCAUCUACACAAUCUACGUGGAGAGCAUUGAUUUGGAGAACCCGUCGCUGGUCACAACGACCAAGUUGUGCUUGGUGGACUUGGCUGGGUCGGAGCGCAUUGUCAAAACGGGCGCCACGGGAGUGACGCUGCAAGAGUCGAUUGGCAUCAACAAGUCGCUGUUUGUCCUGCGGCAAGUGAUCCAAGUGCUGAGCGAUGAAGCAAACAUGAAUCCAACUGGACAAAACGCCGUGGCCAAGACACACGUGCCGUACAGAGACUCCAAGUUGACGUCGCUGCUCAAGCACAGUCUGGGGGGCAACAGUAUCACAGUCAUGAUCGUGUGCUUGUCGCCCAGCGAUUUGUGCUACGAAGAAAACUUGAGCACGCUGCAGUACGCCGCUCGAGCCCAACAAAUUUCAAACACCCCCGUGAAAAACGCAGGCGAAGCGCACAAAGUCCUCGUGCAACAGUUGCGCGAUACGAUUCAAUCGCUGCACGCUCAACUGGCCGAGGUGCACACCGUCGUCGACCGUCGUCGCGCAGACUAACUACGAUCGGAUCACACAGGCCAACGCGACUAUUGAGAGGUUGCAGCAGCGUCGACCCAAGCCGCUACGAAUUCACUCGGGCGCGAGUCACACCGCCACGACCAGCCACCCCGCUCUACCCAACGACACGAAAACGACGACACAGGACGAUAGCAGCAACCAAGUAGAAGACGAUUCGGACGGGGAAUCCUCGUUUGUCUACGACGAAAUAGCCCGUCCAGAAGCCAUCGUCCAAAAAGCGAUACCUCCAUGGCCGUCGGCAUGGACUUGGCUGUCCUCUAUCUUUCAAGCAUUCCACACGCGUCCAACCGGCCAUCAUGCGUUUGCCGAAAGCGACAAGGCGUACAUGUUUACUGUCCAUCCGAUGUCGUCGUGGCCGUUGAACAAAAAGCCGCCAGGGGAUCUUGGUGUCGGGAUGGCGAUUGCUUAAUUUAGUUUGGUCUACACGGGUUUGCGUGACCGUCGGGAGUUGUUGGAGCGCUUGCAUAUCCUGGCCCAAGAUGGUCAAGUCGAAUCCGUUCGCCGUCUGCGACGUCCACUUGUGGAUCUCUUCGCGAACUUUUUGAACCAACCUAGAUGGACAAGUGAUCGUAGCCGUGGCGGAACACCGCGUUCGGAUUGACACGUACAACGGAUACUUCUUGGCUGCUGACUUGCGAAACUUUUCCUCAUCCAACAGGCGCAACGAACUGGUGCGGCGGUCAAGCAGCCGGUCGCUGUCGCUGGCAGCCGAUUCAAACUCGGCGAUUUUCUUGUUGUAGUCUCGAAUCUAGAUAGCACAAAAUACAUGAUGAAAUGAAUCGUACACAGGA